UCGCCACCUAUUGUGUAAAAGUGAAAUCAACUCGCAGGCCAUGGCGGGAGAUGGCCCUGUACAUUUUUCACAUGCACCAUUGCAUGCAUGAGAAAUGUCAAAUUGCACUAAGUGCUUAUUCAGCUCGAAGUGAUUCAAUGAAUCACUGCUCGAUCGUUUUGGCUUUCCUGAUAAUGAGAUGAAAGUAGAAUGUGGUCGAAUCAUUGAGAGUGAAUAUAGAGGCCGUAAAUGCUUCGUAGGAUGACUUUAUCAGAAGAGUAUGGGAUCUGAUAGUUACAGCUAAACAGCCUAAAGUAAAGGUUGACCCAAAAAAUAUUGGCGAAAAAUAUUUUCUUAAAUUCUUCAGUACGAAUUUGAAUUUAGAAUUUUGUUGAAUGGUCUUGAUCUUCUGAUAAACAGUUGCUUGCAACAAGUUCUAACAAAUGGAAGGUGUGGAUGGAAAACGAUGCAAAAACUUUAUAAAAGAUGAAAAUAAUUGUGUGAUCAAAGACGACCACUGCGGCUUUUCUUCUGGACCUGCCAUGGAUCAAAGUGAUAAUUGUGCCAUGAAAGAUCAGACAAAUCACAUGAAUCGUCCUGUAAAUCACAUAAAUAGGCCAGUACUCGGUGACACUUUAGACAGUUCAGUGAUUAAAGACACCUUGUCAGAUUUAGCGGAAGGAAUGGACAUAUCGGCACCUCCAAGCGCUGAAGAGUCUGGGGUAGGACUCGGUGCUAUUUCAGUCGAAAGUGCUGCCACCGAAUUGGUAGCGUCUAUGGAAACUGACGAUUCAAAUCGGAUGGAUCACUCUGGUGACCGGUCUGUCGAACAGAAUAACCCUAUUGAAGUCAUAGACCUUUCAAGUCCUGCCAAAGAGAACGUGUCAUCAAGUCAAGGUUCCAACUCCAGCAAUACAGACAUCUUGCACGAUCUUGUGAGAACUGCGCUGCCGUUAUCACAACCGGUAUCCACCACUGGAAGAACAACGUCUCAAUCUCCGUCUCAUUCACAGCCAUCUAGUGGUCUUUUAUCAUCGCAACCCAAAGAUGCACGAGGCUACUAUGUUCCAUCAUCUGGUGGAGUCCGAGGAUAUUAUGUUCCACCAUCGCCAAAUCUAACUCAAAUGCCCAGUUCCAGAUUGCAAACUGGACAGGGAUCUGUGAGUCACACUGUGUCCAGCCCUGCUCACUCUAAAAACUUUCCAGGCCUCCCAGGAGCAAGUCGGACUCCAAGUCCAAUUCAAUAUUCUGCCCAGGGCCUACCAGUGAGGAUAUCGCUCCCAAAUAUGCCCAGUGCAGUCUCGUCUGUCUUUGGCAAUGACCCGACAAUGCGUGCAGCUAUUGCUUCCCAGAUUGCCGCCCUGACUCCAGCGCAGCGGCAGGUUAUGAUGGCUACUGGCGCAGUGAAGCUCCCUGCCGGGCCCGGCCUUGCUGAGCAUGGGGAGGAGUUGAAGAAAAUAGCUGAUGAAGAUGUCCAGGGUAAACUGAGUGAUGAAGUGUUCGCUGGUUACAACCACAACAAUAUCCUGGAAGGUUGCCAGCCUCAUCCUGGGGACAUCGUGGAAGCUGGAUCUCUUGCUUCCAUCCCGCUACCAAAGGCAUCCUACCAUCUAGAUGAGGCAUUGCCUAAUGUUAUCAUCAAGUACGGCCUUCUGAGCAGUUUGCAACUGGAGGGUAUCCUAUAUGCUUGUCAGCGGCACCAGCUAAUCCUCCCCAAUGGAACGAGAGCUGGUUUCUUCAUUGGCGAUGGGGCAGGUGUGGGGAAAGGUCGGCAAAUAUCCGGCAUCGUAUUGGACAAUUUCUGUCGUGGACGCACACAACAUGUCUGGUUCAGUACAUCGACGGAUCUCAUCAUUGAUGCAAAAAGGGAUUUGUCUGACAUCGGCUGCUAUAUCAAAGUGAUCGAAGGAUGCCGGCAACUCGAUAAAGAAACGAGAAUCUUUGGCUUGCCGUCCGAUUUCAAAGAUGGCGUCAUCUUCAGCACGUAUGCGACGCUCGUGUCAUCGGUCCAGAGGGGAACUGGAACGAAUGCCACUAAACAUAGUCGCCUGCAGCAGCUGAUUGACUGGUGCGGUGGGAGAGAUUUUGACGGCUGUCUGAUCUUCGACGAGUGUCACAAAGCCAAGAAUUUCGUACCGGGAAAAGAAAGUGCAAGUACUAAAGUUGCCCUAGCAGUGUCCCAGAUUCAAAGACUGCUACCUAAGGCCAGGGUGGUCUACUGCAGUGCCACGGGUGUCACUGACGUAAAAAACAUGGCGUUUAUGGAACGACUCGGCCUGUGGGGCGACGGGGCGCCGUUCAAAUCGUUCGACCUAUUCUUAGAUUCCAUUCACAAGAGAGGUUUAGGUGUGGCUGAAAUGUUAGCUAUGGAAAUGAAGGCCACUGGCAUGUAUGUCUCAAGAGGACUCAGCUUCAAGCAGGCCGAGUUCGUCACCAUCGAAGCAAACUUGACACCAGAUCAGAUAAAGACUUAUGACACCGCGGCGCAUUUAUGGAAUGAAAUGCGUAAAGCUUUGGACAAUGCUCUCAUACGAUGCAAGACAAGCAACAGCAGAGUGUGGUCAUCCUUCUGGGGGAGCCAUCAGAGAUUCUUUAAACAGCUAUGUAUGGGUAUGAAGGUUCCAACCAUCGUUCAGGAUGCAAAGGAAGCCUUGGCUAAUGGAUGCUGUGUCGUCCUUGGUCUUCAGACUACUGGCGAGGCCAGCUUGGAGAAUGAGCGAGUCCAAAAUGACUUCCGCAUAACAGGAUUUGUGUCACUGUGUCGUGAGAUCUUCACACGCUUCAUCGAAGUUCAUUUUCCAACUUAUGUCGAAGGAUCUGGAAACACAGAUGAUACGGGUUUGUUCGUCCGAGUACAAGAUCCUUGGUGUGUCGCCGCAAAGACUAGGCUGACGGAAUUUGCAAAGAUGAUUGACCUUCCUAAUAGCCCCCUGGAUGAGAUCAUUGACCUGCUUGGUGGUCCUGAUGCUGUGGCCGAGAUGACUGGACGAAGAGCCAGGAUUGUCCGGCGGAGUCCCCAGGAUCGGCCUCAGUAUGAACUCAGGGAUUCGGAAAGCUCUGGCGGGAUUGACAGUCUCAAUGUCCGAGAGCGCAACCUUUUCAUGGAAGGAAAGAAACUGGUGGCGAUCAUCUCGGACGCGGCAAGUACCGGUAUCUCCCUCCAUGCAGACAACAGGGUCAAGAAUAGGUGUCGCCGUGUGCACCUGACCAUCGAGCUGCCGUGGAGUGCUGAUAAGGCAGUCCAGCAGUUGGGCAGGUCACAUCGGUCAAACCAGAGCAGUGGUCCCCUGUAUAAGUUAGUCACAACCAACCUGGGUGGCGAAAGGAGAUUCGCCUCUGCUGUUGCUAGGAGACUGCUUUCGCUGGGGGCCUUGACCAAAGGAGACAGGCGGGCUGCAACUGGACAGGAUCUUAGCAAGUUCAACUUCGACAGUCCGUACGGGAGGACGGCACUGCGGGCCAUGUAUCAUGCUAUCUGUAAGAAAGAAAUGGUGCAAGGAGUUGAUUUGAAGAAGGUGACAGAUGGAAAAUUCAUGUUUGACGAGUUCUCAGAAUUUACCCAGGAGUCCCUUCUCUUGAUUGGCGUCGUCGACCAGCAGUGUUUAGUGAAUGGCAUGACCCUCUCCGUCAAGGAUAAAGAGGCUGGCGAUGUUCCAAGGUUCCUGAACAGAAUUCUUGGCUUGCGAGUGGAGCGCCAAAACUUGAUGUUCCAGUAUUUCUGCCAGUGUCUCGACGCCGCUGUGAACGCGGCGAAGAUGGAAGGACGGUACAACGAGGGCCUACUGGACAUCACCGCGGCCUCGAUCGAAAUGGUCGGAGAGCCGAAAGAAGUCUUCAAGGCGGCAGCUGUCGGGGGCAAUAUCACAAAGCACAUCACCCUGAAUGUCGAUCGAGGAAUGUCUUGGGAGAAGGCUCUAGUUCGCUUGGAGAAUUAUGGGAAGAGAGACGAUGGCUUCUACAAAUCAAAGCGGGAAGUGUUUGGACGGCAUCUGUUUCUCUUGGCAACGCAGAAGGAAGGUUUUGAUAAUAUUUUCAGGAUUGCUAGACCCAAUACUGGAUUGUCAGGUUAUGAUGAAGAGAAGGCAGGGAUCUUGGAGAAAUAUACCAAGAUUGAGACGGAGGAUGCAGAGACCGGUUGGAAAGGCCAGUACGAGAGGACCAAGGAUCACUGUAUGCAUGGACGACAUUGUAAGGUCGGGCCGUCCUGCACCGUAGGGAGUCGAUGCUAUAAAAUGCAUCUUCUUUCUGGCUGCAUCGUGACAUUGUUGAACGUACUUGAAUCCACCCUGGUCAAGUACCAGAUGCAGUUCCAGUUUAGUCAAGCUGAGAAGAAUUUGCGUGUUGUCCGUGUUCAGCUUGAUGACGGCGAGCGUGUAGUUGGUGUGCGAUUCCCCGAGGUCCUCCUGCCUCAUGCUGAGAGAGGGUUAAAGGAACAGAAGAUCAUUGAGAGAGUACAGGCAAAACAAACUACUCUCUCACAGGCCACACUCAGCCAGAUGUACACACAGAGCCAGGACGUGAAAUUCGCACAGUCUGUCAUGGAACCUGAAGCCAAAGUUGUUCAGAAACUUAAGAACAAGGCCAUGACUCCACCAGUUACGUUGAAAAGCUUCUUCCAAUCCGUGUCCCGGAGCGAAUCCCCACUGGAGACCUCAGACAAGACAAAAGAAAAACUGCAAACUAUAAAAAGUGUGAAGAAAAAACCGGACGAUAGUAUCAGUAGCCAUUUUAGACCAGUUUCACGUGCGGCAUCGUGGGAUUCGUUUUCAAAGAAUUUUAAAUCUGUGGAUGAUUCUGGUGAGGGGGUUGAAAUUGUUGAUGAUGUUGAUGUGAGGUCUGUUACCUCUAGUCAGGGACUGCUUUGUGAAAAUAGUCAAACUGGCGGUAAUUCGCAAGUCGAGACGAAGUCACAAAUUUGUGGUGUUUCUGCACGUUCUAGUCCGGCAUUGGUGAAAAAGGAAAGACAGAUGAGCUGUUUUAGCCAGUUCAGACCGGUACCCAAAGAUGAGAUUUGGAAGAAAGAGGAGAGUGUUCAAAAAGUCGUUGAGGAGGAGAAAACGGGCGAAAGGGUUAAAGAUGGAGACAAGGAUUGGACCCCUGAUCGUGAGGGAGGUUCGGACUCUGAUGAUUGUUGUGUGAUUGAGGUGAAAACGGCGUCUGCUGGGAAAAGCAAGAAGUCAGGCAAGGGGAAGCGGAAGUUGAAGGUCAAACUAACGUCUGCUACUAAAAAGAAAAAGAAGCGAAAGUGUUUGGAGUCUAGCAGUGAUGAUGAUGAUGAUGAUGAUCUUUGUGAAAUCGUUGCAGAUACUGCGACACCUAGAGGUGAUGCAGGAACUAAAUCUGUAGCAGACGAUGAUGACUUUGUUCCAGAUACUUCUGUUGCCAUGACAACGGUUAGGACGCAGAAGGAUAAAAGGAGAGGGUUGGCUGUGUCGAAAGAUGACGAUGAUAGUAAUGACUUUGUUGUGGUGUCUCCCACUGCUGGAAGACCUAAGAGAGCUUCGGCCAAGAAAGCGAGACGCAUCCUUGAGAAAAGUGACAGCGAGGAUCUUUCUCAAGAAGAAGUAUUAGGAGAUGGUGAGGAUGACGCUGAAAUGGAUUCAGAAGUUCAAGGGGUUGAGGAGAAGGCUAGGAGUGCUGAAGGUUCUGGAAGGAAAAAGCGGGGUGGGUCCAAAAAGGUUGCUCCUUCCGAUGUUGUGGAGACAACUGGGUCAGUGGCUGAAAAAGUUGUUGAGUUCAGUCAAGUUGUUGGGAGUGGGAAGAAGAGUUACAUUGUUGUGAAGGAGCCUGGAGAGAUGGAGUUGAGGAAAGGGGCAGAAGAUGUAGGGAAGAAGACGAAAGAAGGUAAAACUUGUGCAAAAGGGAAAAGAGUGCGAGUGUCUGGCCGCUGUAAAUCAAUUGCCCAAACAAAUAUGAAUAACACUGCCAAUGCAAUGACCGAGUCGUUUCCAAAAUCUGAGCCCAAAUCUGUUGGUGCAGAAACUGCUGCCAAUGGUGUAGACAAUUUUGAUAGAUCAGAAGACAUUUUCAGUGAAAGUGCCAAAGCUGUUGAUAAAGAGGGAAGAGUGAAUUCUGACAAUGCUAAGCCUGGCAGAGAUGAAAAUUCGGAUCACAGUCUGGUUGCUUUGGCCAAUGACCUUGUCACUGCUGAAAGUGACCUUGACCUUGUUGCCAAUGAACAAGCAGACGGUAAAUCUUUGAUGACGUCUGCUGGUGUGUUUUGUUCUGAAAAUGAGGCCAAUGAACUUGAAUCCAUUGAAGUUACUGCUGGUCUUAAUACUCAGUCGGAGAAUAUCACAGUCGAAAAGACUGAUGGUGGACUUGAAAGUUCUCGCAAGAGAUGUCUGUCGCCCGAAGUUGACCAAGUUACUUUGAAGAGGUGUCGAUUGGCCAGUGAUGUAUCUGAGCUUGAAAAGGGUGGCAGUCAAGUUGCUGAUUAGUCAUGAUAGGCUGAUGAAUAUGGUGAUCACACAAGUGAUGUAACUUGUCACUGCUGCAGUGGUCAGCGUAAACUCUGUAGUCCCCUGGUCGGGGCGAGACACCAAUUUGAGUGGAGUUUUGAUUCUCCAGGGUGUGAGUGUAGGCCAUUGCAGGGUGGGCAUAGUUACUGAGUUCUUGGUUAGGCUGCAAGGGUUUAAUGGCUGGUGUGAACAAGCUGAUCGUAGAAUAUUGGGAACAUCAACCUCAGACAGGCCGGCCCUCUUACAACAACCCUGUAACUAAUAACAGUGACGCCUGUCAAUAACAUGUUAUACUGCUCCAUAUUUUGUGUUCAGCAAUGAUAAAAUGUGCAUCUUAUUUUUUGAAAAUAGCAUAUUGUAAUGGGUUCCAAUAUUUUACCCGACUUGUUUUGAAUAAAAACUUUAAUGA
Molecule: messenger RNA, 6849 nt
Organism: Lineus longissimus
Lineage: Eukaryota; Metazoa; Nemertea; Pilidiophora; Heteronemertea; Lineidae
Exons: 23
Coding region: 423-6419 (1998 amino acids)
Biological process (GO): regulation of DNA-templated transcription
Cellular component (GO): nucleus
Molecular function (GO): histone binding; chromatin DNA binding
Source: RefSeq, a predicted model, not a curated record